This is a messenger RNA of Rosa rugosa (rugosa rose), 3034 nucleotides long. Its product is annotated as pentatricopeptide repeat-containing protein At5g16420, mitochondrial-like. Gene Ontology annotation, molecular function: protein binding. NCBI's taxonomy places the organism in Eukaryota, Viridiplantae, Streptophyta, Magnoliopsida, Rosales, Rosaceae. The transcript has 4 exons. The coding region runs from base 32 to 1633 and encodes 533 amino acids. The record is from RefSeq and is a predicted model, not a curated record.
UUUCCCAUCGUCUUCAACACUAGUUCACACCAUGCUGCUGCGACGGAACCUCUCCCCCAAACCCUUCUCUCUUCUCCACUCAAUCACCGCCGUCCCCUUCUCCACCUCCACCUCCUCCGCCGUCGAUUUCCUCCACUCCUACACCGUCACCCCUCCGAUCCAAGACUGGCCCCACCACCUCCACCCAAAGCGCCUCAUCUCCCUCAUCACCCGCGAGCCCAAACUCGACCUCGCCCUCCAAAUCUUCCACCACGCCUCCAAAUACCACCCCGGCAACGAUUAUGACACCUACCACGCCAUCAUCCGCCGCCUCCUCCGCUCCCGCGCUUUUCACCUCAUCGACCCCCUCCUCUCCGACCUCCGCGCCUCCAAUCUCCGAUGCAGCGAAGACCUCUUCAUCUCCCUAAUCCGCAACUACGGCGUCGUUUCACGCCCCAAACUCGCAUUCAAGACAUUUAUCACCAUUCCGAAAUUCGGCGUCAAGCGAUCCGUGAGGUCCUUGAAUGCUUUGCUGAACGCUUUGGUUCAGAAUCACGAGUACAGAUUGGUUCACUCGGUGUUUCGGAACUGUAGGGAGAGGUUCGGGGUGGCGCCGAAUGUGUUUAGUUGUAAUAUAUUGAUCAAAGCACUGUGCAAGAGAAAUGAUUUGGAGACUGCACACCAGGUGCUCGACGAAAUGCCUGCGAUGGGAUUUGUGCCCAAUGUGGUGACUUUUACUACCAUUUUGGGUGGUUAUGUGUCGCGGCGCGAUAUGGUUGGUGCCAAGAGGGUGUUUGGUGAGAUUUUGGACAGAGGGUGGUUUCCUGAUGUGACUACAUAUACUAUAUUGAUGGAUGGGUAUGUGAAGCAGGGGAAGCUGGCUGAGGCUAUUAAGGUCAUGGAUGAGAUGGAGGAUAAUGGGGUUGGCGCCAAUGAGGUUACUUAUGGGGUUAUGAUUGAAGCUUAUUGUAAGGAGAAGAAGUCGGGUGAAGCGGUUAAUUUGCUUGAUGAUAUGGUGCAGAAGAGGUAUAUACCGAGCUCGGCGCUCUGUUGUAAGGUGAUUGAUGUGUUGUGUUGCGAAGGGAAGGUGGAGGAUGCUUGUGUACUGUGGAAGAGGCUUUUGAAGAAGAAUUGCAGGCCGGAUAAUGCCGUAUUGGGCACACUCAUAUACUGGCUUUGUAAGAAGGGAGAAGUGUGGGAAGCCAGGAAAUUGUUUGAUCAGUUUGAGACGAGUGAGCCUCCGGACGUCAUGACUUACAACGUGCUUAUUUCUGGAAUGUGUGAAGUGGGGGAGUUGUGUGAGGCAGGGAGGUUAUGGGAUGACAUGGUGGAGAAAGGAUAUUCUCCGAAUUCAUUUACAUAUAAUGUAUUGAUCAAAGGAUUCUGUAAGAUUGGAAAAGCGAAGGAGGGAAUUAGGAUUUUGGACGAGAUAUUCGAAAAAGGCUGUUUGCCAAACAAGUCUACUUAUGCUAUGUUGAUUGAGGGGCUCUGUGAUUCAGGAGAGGAAGCUGAAAUCACUACAGUAAUAUCUAUGGCAAUGUCAAGUGGACACAUUGACAGUGAUUCCUGGGAGCUUUUCCUUACAAAGGUUAUUGGUGAUUUGGAUUCUGGGGAAAGUGUUCUAAACAGAAUACUGCUGGAGAAUGCUGAUUAGAGCCCCAGACCUUGUGGCCUUGGAAUAUGCUGACCUUGAUCUCAAUAACAAUGUUUCUCAGGUGUUCCUUAUUGGAGUCAAGUCUUCAGGACCGAAGAUGGGCACUGAUGGUGGAUAUUGGAAGGGGUUCAGUUUUGAUCAUCUAGCUGAAGCUGCAAAUCCAAUUGAUACACUAGAAACUUUGCUGGAUCAUGACUUUCAAAACAGCCAAAGAGAUUGUAAAAGCCAUUGUAGGAAACUUGGAGAGUGAAGAGAUCAGUUGACAUGCUCAACCAGGAUGACAUUUGAUUCUUGCCACUGGUAUGUGUAGAUAAAAUUGUUUAUAAAAAAAAAUCAAGAAUACUCUGAAUAUAUAUAUAUCGAUGUUGACCCCAGUCAAGUUGUUUUACAGCUUUUCUGAGUUUCCAUUCAAAGGCCAGACCAAGUGUCCUUGAAGAUGUUUCUUAUAUCUUAUCCAGUAGCAGUAGUAGUACUAUUAAAAAUUCUAUGUAUUAUUUUAGAUGGUUUUGGUCUUCUGCUUCCCUAUUAAUACACCUGCAUAUUCAUGCAAGUAUCGCUCAAUAUGUGUUGUUUGCCUGUUUUAUAUUAGCUUAAGCUAGCUUUCAUUUUGGACAUGUGGUUCUCCAAUAAUACUUGGUGGAAAUGUGAGUACAUUCACCCAUCAAGAACUUGGUAACAAUACCUAGGGCUCAUUGGCAGGGGGAACAUCCUCAUAUCCUGUAUCUAUGGCUUAUAAGUGGGUUUUGCUCAUUGGCAGCGCUUUUCACUUUUUUGGUCAGUUGUUUGUAUGAUCAUAUGUUCCAAUGUUUAGAUUACUAUCUAUUAGCUUGAUUAGUUAUGAUUCUUGUGUUUCUUUUAAACGAUCUUUUAAUUUUGAUGCUCUCUAGAGUUGGAAACUUGGAAUUUAAAUGCUCUUAGUAAAGAAGGAAGUUUGAUCAUGAUUUUAUUAACCAUGACUGCUGGAGCAAUGAGUCGCUCUGCAUACACAAAACCCAAAAACUAAGCAGCAAUUGUUUGUUCAUUAGCAUAUUAUCAGUACUUUUAAAUCGAGUUUGAAAUAUGGCAACUGCUAUAUGCUUUGGGAAAGCUUAGAGCAGAGAAAGCUGCAUGGACAUUAGCCAAAGAAACUGGGUUAAAGCUUACUAGAAUCUGCCCAGGUCUCAUUACUGGCCCUGAAUUUUGCUCUAGAAACCCAACAGCAACAAUAGCAUAUCUCAAAGGAGCCCAAGAGAUGUACCAAAGUGGCGUGCUAGCAACCAUGGAUGUUAUGAGACUGGCAGAAGCACGUGUGUGUGAAUUGUCGAAUAAGAAGCUUACAAUUUAUUAAGUUUUAAAUUUUUGUUUUGGUUUAGUAAGAUUGAGUUUAUAAGCACACUAGAAGGUUUUGGAAGCAUUAGAAAU